AUGGCGCCCAACACCAAAUACCAACCCGUCCCCGUCGACGAGCCGCUCGAGAGCUCGUAUAGCCAGCCGCCACCGUCAUAUCAAGCCGAGUCGUCGGAUCCACUGGCGCCGCGGACGGAGGAUGAUAAUCUGCCGGAUGAUUUCAAGUUCGGCGGUGUAGUCGCGGAGGCGACGUUGGAUAUUCGGAUGCAGUUUAUUCGGAAGGUGUAUGCGAUUCUCACCGUCCAACUCCUCGCCACCACGAUCCUCGCCUCCAUCUCCUUCUUCUCCCCCGCCUACAAGACCUGGAUCCAAUCCAACGCCUGGAUGAUGUGGACGACGCUCAUCGGCACCUUCGUCUUCCUCGGCCUCACCUUCUGGAAGCGCAAAUCCUACCCGAUGAACCUCGUCUUCCUCGCCGGGUUCACCGCCCUCGAAGCCUACGCUAUCAGCGUCAUCACCUCCUUCUACGACUCCCGCAUCGUGCUGCAGGCCCUCAUCUUCACCCUCGGCAUCUUCGUCGCGCUGAGUUUGUUCGCGUGCCAGACGAAGUACGACUUCACGUCCUGGAUGCCCUACCUGUUCGGUGCGCUGUGGGUGCUGAUCCUGUUCGGGUUCAUGACGAUGUUCUUCGGGCGGAGCAGCACGACGGAGUUGGUGUACGGCGUGCUAGCGGCGCUAGUGUUCAGUGGGUAUAUCCUCGUGGACACACAGCUGAUCAUGCGUCACUAUCAUGUGGAGGAGGAGAUCGCGGCUGCGAUCUCAUUGUAUUUGGAUAUCAUUAAUUUGUUCUUGGCGAUUCUGAGGAUCCUUAAUAGCCAGAGCAGUAACUGA
This is a messenger RNA of Eremomyces bilateralis CBS 781.70, 813 nucleotides long. RefSeq names its product bax inhibitor family protein. The record is from RefSeq and is a predicted model, not a curated record. Bases 1 to 813 code for a protein of 270 amino acids. The transcript has 3 exons. Gene Ontology annotation, cellular component: membrane. NCBI's taxonomy places the organism in Eukaryota, Fungi, Ascomycota, Dothideomycetes, Eremomycetales, Eremomycetaceae.